Molecule: messenger RNA, 1860 nt
Organism: Aureobasidium melanogenum CBS 110374
Lineage: Eukaryota; Fungi; Ascomycota; Dothideomycetes; Dothideales; Saccotheciaceae
Product: ATP-dependent RNA helicase DBP9
Exons: 3
Coding region: 1-1860 (619 amino acids)
Cellular component (GO): nucleolus
Molecular function (GO): RNA helicase activity; nucleic acid binding; ATP binding
Source: RefSeq, a predicted model, not a curated record
AUGAAGCGCAAGUUGAACGACCAGGAUGUACCCGAGGUGGCAGAGACCGUAACAGAAAUUGAGGAAAAGAUGGAAAAGACAACGCCGACCGCAAAGACAUUCGCCGAACUGGGACUGGAUGCUCGUCUUUUGCAGGCCAUCAACAAGGAGAAGUUUGCCGCUCCGACUCCUGUACAAGCCCAUGCCAUUCCUCUGGCUCUGUCGGGCAAGGACAUCCUUGCGCGAGCACGAACCGGUUCCGGCAAGACAGCAGCAUAUCUCCUACCCAUUCUUCAGUCUAUCCUACACCGCAAAUCCGCACAGCCCUCGUCAACGAAAUCUACUUCGGCACUCGUUUUGGUCCCUACCCGCGAACUUGCUGGCCAGGUCGCAAAGGUCGCCUUAUCAUUUGCUGCCUUCUGCGGCCAAGAGGUGCGCAUCGAGAACUUGACCCGCAAGGAAGACGACAAGGUCGCCCACGCCCGUCUGAUCGAAGCCCCCGAUGUCGUUAUCGCUACACCCUCGAGAGCGACCACCCUUGUCAAUGCCUCUCUUUUGCAACUACAAAACCUCACACAUCUCGUAAUUGACGAAGCCGACCUUGUCCUUUCGUACGGCCACGACGAAGACCUACAAAAUCUGUCCAAGGUCAUUCCUCAAGCCGUUCAAACCGUCCUGAUGAGCGCCACGCUACGAACAGAAGUCGACACACUCAAGGGCAUGUUCUGCAAGAACCCCGUUCUCCUCGAACUCGACCAGGAAGAGAAGGAACAAUCAGCUCUCACACAAUAUGUCGUCAAGUGUGGAGAAGACGAAAAGUUCCUGCUCAUCUACGCCAUCUUCAUGCUCAAACUCAUCAAGGGCAAGUGCAUUGUCUUUGUCAGCGACAUCGACCGCUGCUACCGUCUCAAAUUGUUCCUCGAGCAGUUCGGCAUCAAGAGCUGUAUCUUGAACUCGGAACUGCCUGUCAACUCGAGACUGCACGUUGUGGAUGAAUUCAACCGUGGCGUCUACGAUAUUAUCAUUGCCAGUGACGACAGCGAAAUUGUUGGAAACGAGGAAAAGUCGACUGCUGCUGCUGAGGAUGGAGAAGAAGCAGCUACCGAAGAGGCGGCUGCCGAAAAUGACGAGGAAGAGAAGGAAGAAAAGACAUCGGAGGAAAAGCCCAAGAAGAAACAGAAGCGCUCAAAGCUCGACAAAGAAUUCGGUGUCUCUCGUGGUAUCGACUUCAAGAACGUCGCCUGCGUACUCAACUUCGACCUGCCCACCUCAUCCCGCAGCUACACCCACCGCAUCGGCCGUACCGCUCGCGCUGGCAAGUCCGGCAUGGCACUGUCCUUUGUCGUACCCAAAACCCUCUACCGCAAGCACAAACCCACCACCAUCCCCUCGGCCGAACUCGACGAAGAAGUCCUCGCCAAGAUUACUCGCCAGCAAGAGAAGCGAGGCCAGCAAGUUCUGCCAUACCACUUCGAUAUGAAGCGCCUGGAUGGCUUCAGAUACCGUAUGACAGAUGCCCUCCGCUCAGUAACACGUAUCGCCAUUCGCGAAGCUCGUAUCCGUGAGAUUCGCUCCGAGCUGCUGAAGUCAGAGAAGCUGAAACGCCAUUUCGAGGAGAACCCUACGGAUUUGCAACACUUGAGGCACGAUCAAGAAAGUCAUGCUGUUCGCGUGCAGCCACAUCUAAAACACGUGCCCGAGUAUCUCUUGCCUGGUAACUCGGCGGUGGCACAAGGUGCUGGUGACGGAGGCUUCGUUGGCUUCGGCAAGACUGGAGAAAACAGAAUCAGAAAGGCAAGAAUGCAAAAUAGAAUGAAGGGUAAAGGCAAGGGAAGGAAAAAGUCGGACCCGCUAAAGUCGUUGAGUGCGAAGAGGAAGUAA